Entrophospora candida is the source of this 1299-nucleotide messenger RNA. The record is from the annotation of a GenBank genome assembly. Lineage: Eukaryota; Fungi; Glomeromycota; Glomeromycetes; Entrophosporales; Entrophosporaceae.
AUGGAGGAAUCAGUUGAGGUAGCUUUUAGUUAUAUACAAUCUUAUUUAGAGAAAAACAAGGAAAAUUUUGAAAAAGAAUUAAAUAUUUUGAAAAAGAAAAAUAUUAAUAUUCAUGCUCCUGAAGGAGCAGUUAAAAAAGAUGGACCGAGUGCUGGAAUUACUUUGACUACCGCUAUUCUUUCGGCUCUAACUAACCAAACAGUUCCGACUGAUAUUGGUAUGACAGGGGAGAUCACUUCCAAAGGAAAAAUAUUAAAAAUUGGUGGCUUGAAAGAAAAAGCUAUUGCAGCCCACCGUAGUGGAAUUAAGACCAUUAUUAUUCCUAAGGCUAAUGAAACAGAUAUCGAAGAUAUCCCACAAGAAAUUCGUGAAGUUCCAGGGAAAGCACAGCCAAAAAGCGUUAAAAAACUUAAAAUUAUUAUGGUAGAAAAUUAUGAAGAAGCUGCGAUAAAAAAAGGAAUGCUAGGCCACCAAACUAUUCAAGAAUUACAAAAAAAGCAAAAAGAACUCGAUGAUUUUAUUGUUCAGAAAAAAAACUUGACUGAUGCCGAUAGUAAAUCUAGUUUCAUCCGGACUAAAAUUGCUCUGUUAGUCGAAAUUGGCGAAUUGGCUAACGAUUUUGGGAUUAACUUUGUAGAUUAUAAAUUUCAGAAAUUAGUCCCCGAGCCAGAUUUUAACGAACUUUUGUUGGCUUUUUUUUCAGAAACCGAAUCAUUUAGCAUAAACGCGGAUUCUCUUUUAAAAGGAGUUGAAAAAGAAAUUCUUGUGAUUAAAGGCAACAGCCAAAUAAUAACUAAUAAAAAGAUAGCAGGGAAAAUUAGAGAUGAGAUUAUAAGGCGAAGCAAAAAUCAAAACUGCUCCGGCAAAACGCUUAAAAAUGAAUUAGCCCAAAAAAUGGGAAUGAAAAGUGAAACAGAAAUUCGCAAGGCUUAUAUGGAUAAAAAUCGUUGGCAGAAUAGAAUAAUGGAAGUUGAUAGUAUUGAAAACGCAAAAAAAGUUUUACACUCUUUAAGAAAUGGCACUAUCACUGCUUUUGGCGGAAGGUUUCGCGGAGCCAGUUAUGAUAAAAAUGCCGAAAGAAUAGUAAAGCAGGCUCAAAAGUCUUUAAAAGAAGCAAUAAAAAACUACGAAAGGGGAGAUGUUGUAAAUGUUAAAGAAACUGCUAUUGUUCCUUCUUCUUAUUAUAAUUGGUGGUUGAUUGUUCCUAUCAGUGGAGCGAUCUUAGUUUUGUUACUGUUGGCAGGCGUAUUUUUAGUAAAGAGAAAAUUUAAAAAAUGGAGAUCCAUAUCCCUUGAUUAA